Messenger RNA from Capsella rubella, 1602 nucleotides. RefSeq names its product UDP-glycosyltransferase 91A1. The record is from RefSeq and is a predicted model, not a curated record. The transcript has a single exon. Gene Ontology annotation, molecular function: UDP-glycosyltransferase activity. NCBI's taxonomy places the organism in Eukaryota, Viridiplantae, Streptophyta, Magnoliopsida, Brassicales, Brassicaceae. Bases 40 to 1455 code for a protein of 471 amino acids.
UUUAACUUCUGUUGUCAAUAUCAUGUCACAAACCCAACAAUGACAAACUUGAAAGUCAACAACGGUGGAGAUGGAACAAAGCUUCACGUGGCCAUGUUUCCAUGGUUAGCUUUUGGUCAUAUGGUUCCAUACUUUGAGCUCUCUAAGCUCAUCGCUCAAAAGGGUCACACCGUCUCUUUCAUCUCCACUCCUCGUAACAUCGACCGCCUCCUCCCACGCUUGCCUCAGAAUCUUUCCUCCGCUAUUAACUUCGUCAAGCUCCCGCUUCCCGUCGGCGACAAUAAACUCCCGGAGGACGGCGAAGCCACCACCGACGUGCCUUUUGAACUCGUCUCUUACCUUAAAAUCGCUUUCGACGGGUUGAAAUCUCCGGUGACGGAGUUUCUUGAAUCCUCAAAGCCGGAUUGGGUUCUUCAAGAUUUCGCGGCGUAUUGGCUUCCUCCGGUCUCUCGCCGCCUUGGUAUCAAGACCGGAUUCUUAAGCGCUUUUAACGGCGCGACUCUUGGGAUUCUGAAACCGCCGGGGUUUGAGGAGUACCGUACUUGUCCGGCGGAUUUUAUGAAGCCGCCUAAGUGGGUUCCGUUUGAAACUCCGGUGGCGUUCAAACUAUUCGAGUGCCGGUACAUUUUCCACGGGUUCAUGGCGGAAACCACCGAAGGAAAUGUCCCUGACAUCCACCGUGUCGGCGGCGUGAUCGACGGCUGUGACGCCAUCUUCGUACGGAGCUGUUACGAGUAUGAAGCAGAGUGGUUAGGUAUGAUACAAGAUCUUCACCGGAAACCGGUUAUUCCGGUAGGAGUCUUACCACCUAAACCGGAAGAGAAGUUUGAAGACACCGACACGUGGCUGACUGUAAAAAAAUGGUUGGACUCACGGAAAGCUAAGUCCGUUGUUUACGUAGCUUUCGGUUCAGAAGCUAAACCGAGUCAAACGGAGCUGAACGAGAUCGCUCUCGGUUUAGAGCUUUCCGGUUUACCGUUCUUUUGGGUGUUAAAGACUCGUCGUGGUUCGUGGGAUACCGAACCGACCGAGCUUCCGGAAGGGUUCGAGGAGCGUACGGCAGAUAGAGGAAUGGUGUGGAGAGGUUGGGUUGAGCAGUUGAGAACACUGAGCCAUGAGUCGAUCGGUUUGGUUCUGACUCAUCCCGGUUGGGGAACGAUAAUCGAAGCUAUCCGGUUUGCUAAACCGAUGGCAAUGUUGGUAUUUGUGUUCGACCAAGGAUUGAAUGCUAGAGUCAUAGAGGAGAAGAAGAUUGGGUAUAUGAUCCCUCGGGAUGAGACAGAAGGUUUCUUUACUAAAGAAAGUGUUGCAAAGUCACUGAAACUGGUCAUGGAGGAAGAGGAAGGGAAGGUUUAUAGAGAGAAUGUGAAGGAGAUGAAGGGAGUGUUUGGAGACAUGGAUAGACAAGAUCUUUAUGUGGACUCGUUCUUGGAUUAUCUUGUUGCUCAUCGUUGAAUUUGCUCAUGAGGUUUUGAUCCUAUUUGAAAGAACUUGUGUUAGUUAAUAAGAAUCGAAUUUGAUGAUCAAGUGUUGUAACGAUGAUCAAUGUGUUUUGAAAUGGUCUAAGUUUUUGUAUAAGUACCUAACCAAGGAUGGUCUUAA